AUGAGGAUCGCAGUGGAAGGUUGUGCGCACGGCGAGUUGCAGGUGAUCUAUGAAACAAUUGGUCUCGUGCAACGGAAGACUGGAGAGCGGAUCGAUCUGCUUUUGUGUUGCGGUGAUUUCCAGAGUAAUAGGAACACUGCCGAUUUACGAUGCAUGGCGUGUCCCAUCAAGUACCAGAGCAUGUGCUCGUUCUGGCGAUACUACAACGGAGAGCUGAAGGCGCCAGUUCUCACAAUUUUCAUUGGGGGUAAUCACGAGGCGUCUAAUUUUUUGCAAGAACUUCCGUAUGGAGGCUGGGUUGCCCCUAAUAUAUAUUACUUGGGGUACGCUGGCGUCGUUCGUUUUCGCGGAGUGAGGAUCGCUGGACUUUCCGGGAUUUAUAAAGGGCACGAUUAUCUGAAAGGACACUUCGAAGCGCCACCGUAUUCUGAGGAAACCAAGCGAUCAGUGUAUCACGUCAGGAACCUCGAGGUUUUUCGUCUGAAACAGCUUCAAGAUAUUCCUCCGGAUAUCAUGAUGUCGCAUGACUGGCCUCGUGGAAUUCAUCGACACGGCGACGAACAUGCGCUGCUAUCGAUGAAACCGUUUUUCAAAUCUGAUAUUGAGAAUGAUACUCUCGGGAGUCGACCAUCUCAAGAGCUUCUUGAUGUUCUGAAACCGAAGUAUUGGUUUUCCGGUCAUCUGCACGUGAAGUUUUCCGCAUUCAUCGAACACGCAGCAGAAAAUAAGACGGACGCUGAGGUGGAGACGAGGAGAACUACUAAAUUUCUUGCGCUGGAUAAAUGCUUACCCAGGCGGCAAUUUUUGCAGGUAUUGGAACUGCCGGAUCCGGAUAUAGAUGAAAGCGGAGAAGAAUUUGAAUACGAUCGCCAAUGGUUAGCUGUGCUCAGGUCGACAGAUGGUUUGCUUUCCGUUUCUGUCGGUGAUAAUUACAUGCCUGGGCCGGGGUACCCUGGACGAUACGAUUAUAAGCCAACCGAGGAAGAGCUGAAAGAAAUUGACCAAAUAGUCCAAUUUGAUUAUUCCAUACCUCGAAACUUCGUUCAUACGGCACCUGUUUCAACGGACGCGAGUAAAGAGAAGUUUGAAGCCGCCUCUGAAAUCGCGAUAAAUCCUCAAACAGUCGAAUUUUGCAAGAAAUUCGGUGUCACAGAUCCUCUCGCCAAACUGAGUGGAAUUCUCCGGCGAGAAUCAGAAUCCGAAAAGGCUGAUGAACCGAAAGCUGUCGUUGAUGGACCCUGGCUAGAAGAGGAAGCUGAUGUCACGCUGAACAAUUCAGCAUCUGUAUCGAUGAAUCCUGAUGAGAUAGAGUUGGGUGAUGAUGAAUGGGAAAACGAAGAAGGUUCAACUUUGGCGAGACCUCGCAUACAGUUGCCGAAGCCAAAGGCGCUAUCUGUGGAGGGUGAAGAACUAUUUUGCAUUGACUUGACUGGGGUGCAAGAUGCUGGAACUCCUAAAUACAUAGCACCCGAUGAUUCGACUACGCUUAAAAACAUGAGUGGUCUUCCGAUUUCUGACAACAUUAUAAAAUCUGAGACCUUGGCUACGGAAUCUAUUACGGCGGAUGCGCCGUGUGACGAGCAAACCACGGAUUUCCCAUCCCAACCGCCUAAAAAAUUCAAGAGACGGAAUGCAUCCAUUUAUGCUGCCGACGACGACGAGAGCAAAAUGAAGACGGAAAUAUUGGAUUUAGCCAAGCGAUUGAGGCAAGAACGCCUCUUCGUAGCCUCUGAAAAACAGCAGCUUCAAGACCUGAAUGAGCGCGUCAUGAAAACAGUGGAGAAACUCACGCAUGUUUCGUGGAUCUCGAGACAGCAACGAACGAAUCUGGAUUCCCUUAUUCGCGCUCGUUUGGAUAGCACACCUGGAGAUUGCUGUAGAAAAGCAGCCAUUCUGGAUGCUGUGAAUUUCGUUGAUUCUUACAAGGUACUUGGUCACCAUGAAGCGUCCUAUGGCGAAUUUCUGCAAUAUCUCCGCGAGAAUCCUCAAGCCUUGGCUGCGUUAUUGGCGAAUGCAGAGAAAAGUGGUCACCCUGGCGAUGAGUUGCAUGAAAUUUCAGCGAUCGUAAUGUGCUCCUUGUAUGGGAAUUGCAUUUUGCGGCAAGACGAAGAUUACGCCUUGCAGUUGUUGAAACAUCUGAUGGAAACGCAAUUGACUGGUGCCGAGGAUCCUUGUCGGCUGCUUCGAAGGGAAAGUUGCGCGUUUUCUCGCAUUUACAAAGCUUUGAGUGAGGGACUGUUUCAAGCGAAAUUGUUCCUAACUGCGGCAUUGCAUGACCCAAUCAUCGAACUUUUGAUGGAGGAUGAAGAGUAUUUGGAUGCUGAUCCGUUGGAGAAUCUCGAAAGGUACACGCCGCAGGAAAAGGCGGAAAAGUUUGGUAGUGAUGAUUCUUCUGAAUACGCAACGUCGAUGAAGAAGCAUCGGCAGCAAGUCGUGGAAAAAUUGGCGUCCUUGACAUCGCGUUUCAUCGAUGGAAUCAAAGGGAGCUCAUACUGCUUCCCGAGUUGUCUUUCGUGGGUGUUGCGUCAAGUGUAUCAAAUGUUAUCCACGUCGACGCACAGAGCUAAUCUAGGAAGUGACGUACUCGCGCCGAGACCAACGACGGAAGUCGAUUCUGUUUGCGUUGAUUUGGUCUUCUCGUUCUUCAUUUGCCCGGCAAUCAUCAAUCCCGAACCUUACGGGAUCGCUGCUGACGCUCACAUCACUCCUGUGGCUAGGCAUAAUUUGAUGCAAGUCGCUCAGAUCCUGCAAGUUCUCGCGAUGAGACGAUGGGACGAAAAGACUGAUCCCCGGCAAGCCGAUCUGUACGCAAAAUUUCCUAAGGGUGUGAUGACCCCUUUUCUCGAUAUGGUUUUGAAUGGGCCAAUGGAUGAGACAGCCGGCAACGGAGGAAUGUUUUCGCACUUCGACGGAAUUGCCAGGAAUGCGGUGCUCAUCACGGAACCAGAGCUGCACUUUUUAGUCAAUUUCGCGUGUCGUGUGAGGCGCACUUCGUGUGAAGAUUUGGAUACCAAAGCUUUGGAUUCGCUUUUGAACGCGUUGCCUACACCGAAGGAAGAAGAUAAUUCUGGUCAUGCUUCCGUGUCCGGGAGCGCGUCUGGCUCACAAAAUUCUCUCAACAACGGUGAACAUGCGCAAGGCUUGUUCGGAGCUGCCCUGAGGAAAAAUUUGAUACAGAAAGUAUCAAAGGUGAAGAAGAAAGUCACAGCUGGCGGCUUUCAUGAUUCUAUAGAUGAUUCGAUGGAUCAUUCAGGAGCUACCCCAUCCAUUGAUGUUCUUGUCGUUCGGAUUCAGCAGAACUCUCCGGAAUGUCCUGGAAUGUUGAAUGAACAAAAGUUUCUUACGCUAGAAGAACAUAACGUCGAAGGCAGGAGAAUCCGACAUAAACAGUUACAUCACGGUAGGAUAGGGAAUGCUUUGCCGUCAGAAUCAUCUUUGCAAAGCCAGGAAGACGAAAAGGAAAGUCUCGCCAGUGGAGGAGCAAGUGGCAUCGCUGGUGGAUCCCACGAGGUUCUGGAAAAAAGAACGCGAUUUUCUCUGUCUCAGGAUGACGGUUCGAUUGGGAAUACGAGCGAUAAUCUUGAAGCUAUAUCUGAAGCUGCCAGCAACCAUUCCGUUUCCUCGUCUUUGGAAAUGGAUGACAACGCCGAAGAUCAAAUUAAUUACGACAAUUUGUCAGAUAUGGUUUCUGCCAAUGUUUCUGGACGAGGAACUCCCAAUGUUUCCGGUCGUGACACGCCGUCGUCGCAAGUAACAGAAGGAGACGAUGGUGUCGGACCUGACAACAGAUCUGCGCGAAAUGUUGGUCCGUCGGCCGAGGAUGAAGGAGAUCCGUCAGAACGUCAGCCUGGACUUGGGCUUGGUCGUCAGGGAGGAUUGAACUUCAGCGAUUUGCGAUUGCCCCGUCCAGGAAGUGGCAGAAUGUCUAACCCAGUUCCAGGACAACCGGGUAAUCAGACUAAUAUGAUGGGCGGCAAACAGCAAAGUCGAGAAGACAUCCAAGACAAAUUCGGAAAAUUCGAAUUUCCGUCUUUGCUGGACGGUCAACGGCCGAGGCCGCCUUUCCUUGAAGGAGAUGAGACUGUUUCUUUGGUCUCUGAUACUUGGAGCACGGACGUUUUGGCCAGCGAUUCGGAAACUAUCCCGGAUGGACAAUUGCCCCCGGCAGCGUUGCCGAAUCAUGUUAUGGGUGUUCCCUUUGCUGCUUCUAGCGGUCUUCCAGCGAUGCUUUCCGUUGGACAAGACCCGACAAGAGAUUUUGGGCCAAUAGGACCGCACGGAGUUCCGAGGGCGAACCCGUUGUUGGACGUCCCAGAAUCAAUCGAUGGAGCGUCUGAGGCUUGGAGCACGGAUGUGUUGGCGUCAGACUCAGAGAGGCUUACUGAAAUUGAUACCGAUGAUUCGUACAGUGUUGCGAGAUCUGAUGAUACGGCGCGGUCCGAGAUUGAAGUAGAUAUUCAGCUUGAGAAUGCCGUUUCUUCCGACAGUCGUGGUAAUCGAAGCCCGAUUGAGCAAUGGCCGCAGUCGUCAGCUUUCCAGCGAUUUCGUCAGGGGUCAACGGUUAGCGUAACGUCGAGUGUGUCAUCUUCUUCAUCUGCUCUUCGGCAAGGCGGCGUUUCCUCUUUCCUCGAUGCUAACUUGGACUUAGACGUGGUUCCGGCGAUCGGAUCUUCGUCGACUUCCCUCGGGGCAAGGUCUGAGGCCGUGGUUCGUUUCGCCGAUGAGUUCGGUCUUCAAAUGGCCACGGAUAUGGGCCGUCGUGCCACCCAAGAGGACCGUGUCGGGUCUUCAACCUCAAUGUUAGCGCAAAAGGCACAACCCUCAGUGAAAAAUUCUUGUGGAAAUCCUGUGAUAACUGUAAAUGGUGGCGCUGGAAUCGCUUCUGUUGGCGUUGUUGUUGAUGGCGCCGUCGGCGGAGUUGAGUCUCUCUCAAUGUCGUUCAGAGAAGAUGCUGACUCCCUUCGGAACGGUGGGGGUUCGGUCGUUGCGGCGUUGGGAUCUGGAUCCUCCGGAUCUGAUUCACACGAGGCAAUGGAUGUUGAUGAACUUGGAACAAAAGAGCAUCUGGGUGAAGUGAGCAGCUCAGAUGCCAUUGCCGCAGAGGUGGAAGGGAAUCUAGCUUCGGCUGCUCCAGCAAAUGUUUCUGUCGACGGGAACAAAAUUGCAAAAUCGAUUUCUUUUGACAACUCGGCGAACCGAGACGGGAGUGGAAUCGGCUUGGAUGAAUCAGGGAUGGGUAAAUCCUCGAAACGCGGUUUCUUCAAAGGGGGUUUCCGGCUUCCGUUUCGAGGGCGUAGCCGGAAACCGGCUCGAGGCGGCAGCAAUGACGCGUCCCCUGGGAUCCCGGUUUUUGGAAAUCCGCACGAGGAUUUUGCCGGGUCCUCAAGCGGGUUAUCACCGCGACGAGGAGCAUCGGAGUAUUCCUCGGAUCCCGGACGACCAGCGGAAUCCAGUGACGACAUCCUUGCCAAGUACAGGAAGAAGUCCGGACGGGGUGAUCUGCCCGACUCUUCCACUAACUCACAUCAAUCCGGUUCGGUUUCCGCGUCGCCUAGUCACGGUAUUGUAUUGGGAAAUGUUGAGGCUUCCGUGGAAGAUGAAGAAGUCGCGGAAUUGAUGACUGUCGACUCCGUUAAAUCUGAUGAUGGGCAAGACGCGAAAUUAUCGUUUGAGGACGCCAAACGAAAGCUGCGACUAGUCUUGUCAACUGCCGACUUCCAGAUAUUCCCUCACGCGCCUUUCGGCGACAGGCCAAGGAAUUCUCUAGCCAACGGUUGUGAGCGAAAGCGAGGAAGUGAUGACAACGAGCUCAGAGGGCUUUUGCAGCUUCAGUUGGCAGAAGCUAUCAACGUCGGGGACCGAUUUCUUGGUGCUCAGAUACACGAAGCUCUGCGUUGCAUCUCAACGCUGGAUGCUGUUGGUUGCGUCCGGCUGUUCCGCGCCCUGAAAGAGGACUACAAGAAACGAACGCCUUACAUCGCAUAUCUUAUACGCAGUCGACAAGGGUUGCUUUCGGCGCUCUCCUUCCUGGAACGUCUCCUAAAUCGCGUUGAGAAGGACAAGGACGUGUGCAGCACUUUCUUGGUGUCGAUGUGCGCGUCUUCGUUUUUGGAAAAAUGCGAAGCGAGUGUUACCGAAUUUCGCAAGGAAUUUGCUCGACUGAAUGCUUCCGACGAGAAGUCGGAGCUCGUGAAGCAGUUCCUCGAAAAAACAAAUGCUGCUUUGGACAAGGAUGUUCAAUGGGCAGCUGCGAACGAUGAACAACGUCAUUUGGGGUCUAUGGCGCUGGAGAGAGCCGUGAUGAGCCAAAUUUAUGUAUUGGCCAUGUACCCCAACGGCGAUGGCGAUAUUUUGCGUGAUCAGGUUCUGCACGAUCAUAUGGCGAAACUGUCCAAGAUCAUUACUCCAAAUCACAAGGCACUCCGUAUCCCCAAGGUGUAUCAUCUGGAGUGUCCGUGGGCCUCUGCUCAGGCCGAAAUCGCAACGAUCAACGCGUACAAAGCGCCGAGAGACAAGAUCAAUUGCGUAUGUCGAUGCGCCAAGACCAUCAUGACAUUAUUGUCUAUCGCCGAUGAGAAAGCUCAUUCGGCUGACGACUUUAUUCCUGUUCUCGUGUAUGUUUUGAUAAAAGCUAACCCGAGGCACCUAUUGUCAACAAUCCAAUACGUCAAUAGCUUCAGCGGUGGAAUUUUGGUAAGCGGAGAGGAAGAGUAUUGGUGGACCCAGUUCGCAUCUGCUGUGGAGUUUAUCAAGACCAUCGACUACUAGUUUUUGGGAUUGUACAUUUCGUCUUCGCGAGAUAUUGAUCGGAAUUUAAUUAUUCGCUCUUCUGUUUUAUUUAAGCCUGAGCGCUGUUUUACGAUCGUAUGCAUUGAGAAUUAACUUAUUAACGGUUCGUUGGUGAGACAUGCAUCGCACGGCGAGGGCUUUUUUUUUUAAUCGCCUGUGGAUUAAACGUGCAGAAUUUAAUCAUUGAAGUCAGGCACUCCAUACCAUUGGAAACCACUCCCACUGAGUCCUGUUCUCGUGCAAAGGCGUAUUUUUUAUUUGAUCCUUAUUUGUUCAUGUGGAAGUCAUUUUAUUUUUAGUGGGAACCGGACUUUUUAUGGAUCACGUGUUUUAAUAAUAAAUACUUACUUUUCGUUCGUUGUGAAGUUGGAUGUGUCUUUUCACGAUGUCGAAUCGUACGGUUGAUUUCGUGGCGAUUACAAAGUUUGAUUUAUUUUCUGUUGUGGAAGGAUCAUUGAUAGAAGAGCGAAAUGGUUAAGCUGAAAGAUUCCUACUGACCUGUGCUGAUCCUGUGCUGUGAAAUCGGAAUGACUUCGUGAUGUGGAGUUCAGAUCUGGGACAGAAUGUUCGUUCCCUCAUGCGAAUAAAUCGGCCUCGAAGUGGAAUUCCUUAUGUUUUUCGGCCUAACCUAUUUCUGUUUGUUACUUCUAUUUCUUAGCGGUUAGCGAAUGGUUAAAAUGUUGUGGGGCUUGGUACUGUUGGAGA
Messenger RNA from Notodromas monacha, 7494 nucleotides. The record is from the annotation of a GenBank genome assembly. Lineage: Eukaryota; Metazoa; Arthropoda; Ostracoda; Podocopida; Cyprididae.